Panicum virgatum (switchgrass) is the source of this 825-nucleotide messenger RNA. RefSeq lists its product as uncharacterized. Bases 10 to 429 code for a protein of 139 amino acids. The transcript has a single exon. NCBI's taxonomy places the organism in Eukaryota, Viridiplantae, Streptophyta, Magnoliopsida, Poales, Poaceae. The record is from RefSeq and is a predicted model, not a curated record.
AGCAUCAACAUGCAGUGCGAACCUCACAGACUCCACUGCUUAAAUACAGCACCCGGCCUUUCACACACACUAAGCACAGCUCUCUCUCAGUCUCAGCUCCACCUCACCUCGCCGGCCAUGGAGGCGGCAGUAGAGUGCGCCAGGUGCGAGUGCUGCGGGCUGGUAGAGGACUGCACCCGGGACUACAUCCUGGGCGUGCGCGCCGCCUUCGGCGGGCGUUGGCUCUGCGGGCUCUGCUCGGAGGCGGUGCGCGACGAGGCGGCCAGGGGCACGACGACGAAGCAGAAGGGCCCUGGCGCCGCAGCAGCCGCGGCGCGGCUGGAGGAGGCGCUGAGGGACCACAUGGCCUUCUGCGGCAAGUGCAGGCGGAGCCCCGCGUUCCGGGUCGCCGACGGCAUGCGCCAGAUGCUGCGGAGGUGCUCCAAGUGACGGCGUCGCAGUGCAGCAUGACGCCGACGCUCGUCGAUCGGAUCAGCGUCGUCGUCGUCUAUCAAGUCUUGAAGAAGACGAACAAGAUGAACACCGCGCCACUUAUAUUUUCUUUGCAGUAAGCUAGCAUUAUGUGGAACGAAACGGCACGUCAGGUUUGGCGUGUUAGUGAUCUCUGAUAAACUCAGGGGGCUUGUAGGCGUUUACGCUAAGCUAGGACGCUGCUGCUUCUUAGCUACUAGUAGUCAUCAGCGCCGUUAGCAGUUGGAGUCUUAGGCUUGGAAGGUUCCCACAUUAAUUCUUCAGGUCUUGAGACUAUAAAGCUGUUCCAUCAAUAAGGAAAACUCCUUACGUGUAUGAUUUUGCACGGAAGCAGAAAUUGUCCUGCAAUGCACA